Bombina bombina (fire-bellied toad) is the source of this 3871-nucleotide messenger RNA. Its product is annotated as gastrula zinc finger protein XlCGF57.1-like. The record is from RefSeq and is a predicted model, not a curated record. Gene Ontology annotation, molecular function: RNA polymerase II cis-regulatory region sequence-specific DNA binding; DNA-binding transcription factor activity. The coding region runs from base 1 to 2004 and encodes 667 amino acids. The transcript is spliced from 9 exons. NCBI's taxonomy places the organism in Eukaryota, Metazoa, Chordata, Amphibia, Anura, Bombinatoridae. Gene Ontology annotation, biological process: regulation of transcription by RNA polymerase II.
AUGGAGUAUUGGGCUGAUUCACGUAUGACCAUCAAGAAGUGGAUAGAGCAGAACCAAACCUCUGAUAUCUACAUAAUGACUGGGGAGGAACAAAUGGAGUUUGAUGAAGUUGCAGUUUAUUUCUCGGAGGAGGAGUGGGGCUGUUUAACUGAAGAACAAAAAGAGCUUUAUAAGGAUGUGAUGAUGGAGAAUUACCAGACCCUCACGUCUCUAGGAUAUGUUCUUGAGAAACCUUUACUUGUUACACAGAUUGAGAACAGAGAGGAGCCGUAUGUGGGCAGCUUUCCAAUUACCGAUGGGCGUCUAGAGGAAAACCCGGGCACUGGGCUAUUAAAUGUGAAGGAAGAGGAUGAGACAGAUGACAUGAAUAGUCAUCAGACUGAAAUACAUUGCUCCCUCCCUGCCGGGCGUCUAGAGGAAAACGCGGGCACUGGGCUAUUAAAUGUGAAGGAAGAGGAUGAGACAGAUGACAUGAAUAGUCAUCAGACUGAAAUACAUUGGUCCCUCCCUGACGGCCAAAUGGAUGUGACACCUUUAGAUGGCUCCGCGGUUGAGAACGGUGGAAAACCCUAUGUGUGUGAUUACGUGAAGACUGAGGAGGAUGAAGUUCCUAUAAAUACGGCUACAGGUGAUGUUAAGACUAAAGUCACACUUAAUGCUAAACAGACUAAUGACCUGGAAGCUUUGAAGCAGGAAAUUGGUGACAAUAUCAGUACAGGUGAUGUUAAGACUGAAGUCACAGUUAAUGCUGAGCAGACUAAUCACUUGGAAGCUGUGAAGCAGGAAAUCAGUGUCAAUAACAGUACAGGUACAUUUACAAAAUGCAUUAAUCCUAAUCUUAGCCAUGGUGAAAAUACAGAUACUUGUUUCAGUCAUCUUCAAAAUCAAAGAAGCAACGUGGGAAAUUUACAUUCUGAGUCUGGGAAUUUUUCCGGUAAAUCAAUUCUUUUAAGACAUCAAGAAAAUCAUGCAGGAGAGAAAGCAUUUUCAUGUUCUGAAUGUGGGAAAAAUUUUGCAUGGAAAUCAAAUCUUACUACACAUCAGAAAAUUCAUACAGGAGAGAAAGUAUUUUCAUGUUCUGAAUGUGGGAAAUGUUUUAUUGAGAAAUCUACUCUUACUAGACAUCAGAAAAUUCAUACAGGAGAGAAACAAUUUUCAUGUUUGGAAUGUGGGAAAUGUUUUACUCGGAAAACAUCUCUUAGUGAUCAUCAGAAAAUUCAUACAGGAGAGAAAGCUUUUUCAUGUUCUGAAUGUGGGAAAUAUUUUGCUCUGAAAUCAAGUCUUAUUGGCCAUCAGAAAAUUCAUUCAGGAGAGAAAGCUUUUUCAUGUUCUGAAUGCGGGAAAUGUUUUACUUGGAAAUCCUCUCUUAUUGGCCAUCAGAAAAUUCAUACAGGAGAGAAAGCUUUUUCAUGUUCUGAAUGUGGUAAAUAUUUUGCUCUGAAAUCAAAUCUUAUUAGCCAUCAGAAAAUUCAUUCAGGACAGAAAGCUUUUUCAUGUUCUGAAUGUGGGAAGUGUUUUACUCAGAAACCAUAUCUUAUUGGCCAUCAGAAAAUUCACACAGGAGAGAAAGCAUUUUCAUGUUCUGAAUGUGGUAAAUGUUUUGCUCUGAAAUCAAAUCUUAUUUGCCAUCAGAAAAUUCAUUUAGGACAGAAAGCUUUUUCAUGUUCUGAAUGUGGGAAGUGUUUUACUCAGAAACCACAUCUUAUUGGCCAUCAGAAAAUUCACACAGGAGAGAAAGCAUUUUCAUGUUCUGAAUGUGGGAAGUGUUUUAUUCAGAAAUCGCAUCUUAUAGGCCAUCAGAAAACUCACACAGGAGAGAAAGCUUUUUCGUGUUCUGAGUGUGAGAAGUGUUUUACUGAGAAAUCAACUCUUAUUACACAUCAGAAUAUUCACACAAGAGAGAAACCAUUUACAUGUUCUGAAUGUGGGAAAUGUUUUGCUUGGAAAUCAAAUCUUACUACACAUCAGAAAUUCCAUACAGGAGAGAAAGCAUUUCCUUCUUAAGAGUCUACGGCUUCAUUCCUUACUGUUGGGAAAUAUUGAACCUGGCCACCAGGAGAAGGCAAAGACACCCCAGCCAAAGACUUAAAUACCUCUCCCACUUCCCCUAUCCCCCAGUCAUUAUUUGUCUUUCAUCACAGGAAGAUGGCAGAGAAAUAUCAGAAGAUUUUGAAGUUUCUCAGGCGAGCUAUAUGCCUUUUGUUAUGUAACUUGAGUUUUAAGUAGUCUUGUCAGCCUCUCAGUGAGAGCAUUGAUGAAAGUUAGAGUCUGGAAAUGCAGGGGGAGUCUUUCUGCAAACCCAUCCAGAUUGCCUGCUAACAGCUCCUUAAGCAACCAGUGUUGACACAUUUCACUGUCUGCUUUCUUCACUCAAGUCCAUGUCAGGAGUGAUGCUACAAGACUGUCACACUUGAGAGGCUCUGUUUCUGUUCCACAGCACGGAUUCUGGUAAGAUCGUUUCAAUUUUUACUUAUGUUGAAAUGGCUGAAGCCAGGGCCACAGUGUGACUCCUUUUAUUUUUAAAGAAUCAUUGGUUAAUAUCUCCUGAGGGAGGUUAUUGAACAGUGGCGAUUAAUUAAAUGUGAUACUUUGAUUUUAUGCUGCUUUAUGCAUGAGAUAAAAUUUUUAGGGCUCAUAGACUGUUAUGUGGUAACAAAACAUACAGGUUUGUUUUUAAUGACACGAUGAGUCCACGGAUCAUCUAAUUACUAUUGGGAAUAUCACUCUUGCCCAGCAGGAGGCGGCAAAGAGCAUCACAGCAAAGCUGUUAAAUGUCACCUCCCUACCCAGUCAUUCUCUUUGCCUACAUUAGAGCAAGGAAUUGGUAAAGUUAGAAAAUAAUCUUCAAUCAAGAGUUCAUUAUUUUUAAAGUAGUACAAGAUUAUGCUACUUUGUCCUAGGGUGUAGCCAUAGUCCAUAUCAGUCUCUUCAGUAGAGCAGUGGUGGCUUUAGAGCAAUGGGAACUUGUGGGACAUAAUUCUCACUGCGCCUCCCAUAUACUGAUGCUGCCCUAACCCUGAAAGCCUGAGUAAAAUUACUCAGUAAGUUCUCUCUUUUCACAGGUCCAUGGGAGGGAGAAGACCUCUCAAACCUGGGAGCUGCCUUGCUGUCGGGCAGAUGAGGAGGUAAGUGCUUACUUUAUUUUCUGGGGGUAAGAAACUCAGAAUAAGAAGGCACUUUAUUAUAAGGGACACAUUCAAAGGCUCAGUGGAGUUUGGGCUCUUUUGUGUAGACAGCUUGAUGGCUGUGUCUUCCUCAUGGGCAUUCAUAAAUGAAGCUUCUGUGGAACAGAUUUGCAAGGCUGCAACUUGGUCCUCUCUUCACACUUUUUCAAAAUUCUACAAAUUUGACACUUUUGCCUCGGCUGAGGCCGCUUUUGAGAGAAAGGUUCUUCAAGCAGUGGCGCCUUCCGUUUAGGUUCCCUGUCUUGUCCCUCCCUUAUCAUCUGUGUACUCUAGCUUGGGUAUUGAUUUCCAAUAGUAAUUAGAUAAUCCGUUGACUCAUCAUGUCAUUAAAAAGACAAGAAAAUAUAUGCUUACCUGAUAAAUGUAUUUCUUUUUUGACACAAUGAGUCCACGGCCCACCCUGUUCUAUAGACAGGUUGUUGGUUUGUUAUAAACUUCAGACACCUCUGCACCUUGUUGCUUCCUUUCUCUCCUUUACUUCGGUCGAAUGACUGGGGUGGGAAGGAAGGGAGACAAUAUUUAACAGCUUUGCUGUGGUGCUCUUUGCCGCCUCCUGCUGGGCAGGAGUGAUAUUCCCAAUAGUAAUUAGAUGAUCCAUGGACUUAUCGUGUCAAAAAAUAAAUAUAUUUAUCAGGUAAGCAUAAAUUUUCUUUUUUACUUUCACUUUGAAUACUGCGCAACUUGUA